Messenger RNA from Arachis stenosperma, 1112 nucleotides. Its product is annotated as auxin-responsive protein IAA33. NCBI's taxonomy places the organism in Eukaryota, Viridiplantae, Streptophyta, Magnoliopsida, Fabales, Fabaceae. Gene Ontology annotation, cellular component: nucleus. Gene Ontology annotation, molecular function: protein binding. Gene Ontology annotation, biological process: regulation of DNA-templated transcription. The transcript is spliced from 2 exons. The record is from RefSeq and is a predicted model, not a curated record. The coding region runs from base 332 to 886 and encodes 184 amino acids.
UCGAUCAAGAAGAAGAAGAAGUAUAUGAAGUCACAUACAUACAUGCAGUGCCCCCAGCAAGAGCUAGCAGAACAAAUUUAAAGCCUUCUUUAACUCUCUUUUACCAAACUCCAUUCUUCUUCUUAACAUUAAAUCCCCUUUUCACUUUCACUACUUUAAUUUCCGAUCCACUUCCAUCAGUUUUCAUACCUAAGCUACAUAACAUACUAUCCCCUCCUGCAUUCAUAUUUACAUCCAUCAUUUACUCACUUGUGUGUGCGCGUGCGCGUGCGUGUGCGUGUCUCUCUUCUAGUUACUAGGCUACUAGCUUCAUCAUCAAGUAUUUUCCAAUAUGAUGAACAGUUUUGACCCCUCCUUGAAACGGAGAUGGCAAGAAAGUAGUGGUAGAAGACAGAUCGUGAUCGGUGCUGCACCUUCCAAUAAUAGUACUAAUCCUUCUUCUUCUUUGCCUUUCUAUGGUAAUAAGAAUGGCAAAUUGCAAGGCUUCCCUGGCCUCGAAGACGACGAUCUAGUUUCCACAGUAGUGCCUGCAGUCACGGUGGUUCUCGAAGGCCGUUCGAUCUGCCACCGCAUCAGCCUCCAUAACCACGGCAGCUACCAGAGCCUAGCAAAGGCACUUCGGCAGAUGUUUGUGGACGGUGCAGAUUCAUCAGGAACAGGAGCAAACUCUGACUAUGAUGAUGAUAAUAAUAAUAAUAAUAAUAAUCUUGAUCUGUCAAACGCCAUUCCCGGUCACCUUAUUGCUUAUGAAGAUAUCGAGAACGAUCUUCUUCUUGCCGGUGACCUUUCUUGGAAGGAUUUUGUACGUGUGGCGAAGAGAAUCCGGAUUGUUCCAGCGAAGGGAAACUCAAGGUCAAGGAAAGGUACAAGUACAAGAGAGGAAUGAGUAGCUUCUUCAUCAGUUGGUUGUUGUUGCUUAUUAAUUUGGUAAUGAUUUGAAUAUGUUGUGUGCAUGUAGAAGUAAAGAUAGUAGAGAAACUAGUACUCAAAUAAAUUGGACGGUGGAGGCUAGAAAGAAAAUAUGUGUGUUGAUGAUGCAUAGGGGAAUGAGUCCAUACAUACAAAAAUUCUGGUUCAGUAGUGUGUGCUGGCUAUAUAUAUUUGUAUGAAUA